AUGCCACCGUUGUCAUCAUGCCACCGUUGUCAUCAUGCCACCGUUGUCAUCAUGCCACCGUUGUCAUCAUGCCACCGUUGUCAUCAUGCCACCGUUGUCAUCAUGCCACCGUUGUCAUCAUGCCACCGUUGUCAUCCUGCCACCGUUGUCAUCCUGCCACUGUUGUCAUCAUGCCACCGUUGUCAUCAUGACACCGUUGUCAUCCUGCCACCGUUGUCAUCCUGCCACUGUUGUCAUCAUGCCACCGUUGUCAUCAUGACACCGUUGUCAUCAUGCCACCGUUGUCAUCCUGCCACCGUUGUCAUCCUGCCACCGUUAUCAUCCUGCCACCGUUGUCAUCAUGCCACCGUUGUCAUCAUGCCACCGUUGUCAUCAUGCCACCGUUGUCAUCCUGCCACCGUUGUCAUCCUGCCACCGUUGUCAUCCUGCCACUGUUGUCAUCAUGCCACCGUUGUCAUCAUGACACCGUUGUCAUCCUGCCACUGUUGUCAUCAUGCCACCGUUGUCAUCAUGACACCGUUGUCAUCUUGCCACCGUUGUCAUCAUGCCACCGUUGUCAUCCUGCCACCGUUGUCAUCAUGCCACCGUUGCCAUCAUGAAACCGUUGUCAUCAUGACACCGUUGUCAUCAUGCCACCGUUGUCAUCAUGACACCGUUGUCAUCAUGCCACCGUUGUCAUCAUGCCACCGUUGUCAUCAUGACACCGUUGUCAUCAUGCCACCGUUGCCAUCAUGA
Messenger RNA from Procambarus clarkii (red swamp crayfish), 735 nucleotides. The record is from RefSeq and is a predicted model, not a curated record. Lineage: Eukaryota; Metazoa; Arthropoda; Malacostraca; Decapoda; Cambaridae.